ACCAUGGCCCAGUCGCCUCAGGCCAUGCAGAUGACCAUGACAGCGCAGUCUGUCGGCCAAGCCCCUCAGACCUCCACACAGCAGCAGCAGCAGCCCUCUCACUCCUCUCACCAGCAUCAAAUAACAGUACAACUGCCCCAGCCAACAGCGCAGCAGCAUGCUGCUCAGUCGAGUGCUGCCCCCACAUCAGCGGACGCGUGCCUGAGCAUCGUGCAGUCCCUCCUGCUGCACCGCAAGGGCGGCGAGCCUGACGACUUUGCCAAGCGCGCCAUCGAGAGCCUCGUCAAGAAGCUCAAGGAGAAGCGCGACGAGCUUGACUCUCUGAUCACCGCAAUCACCACCGCAGGAUCUCACCCGAGCAAGUGCGUGACAAUCCAGCGCACCCUUGACGGAAGAUUGCAGGUGAGUGUCUGUGUCAACCCAUACCACUACGAGCGUGUCGUGGCCUCUGGUAUAGACCUAACCGGCCUGAGUCUCCAGACGGCUGGCACCAGCAACAUCCCCCCCACCGUCACCUACCAUCACCAGCACCCCCAGCAGCACCCCCAGCAACGUCCCCAGCAGCAGCAGCCUCAGCAGCAAGCAGCCAACAGCAGCGCUGUUACCUACCACCACCAACAGCAACAGAAGCAACAGCAAAUUGUCAAACAGGAAGCUGGGACCCAGGACAUGGAAUGCGAUGCCCCUCCUCCCUCCUGCUCCGCCCCCCUUCCGGAGAGCACCUCUCACCUCCCCCAGCCCCCCAGCUGUCGAGAGGGUACCACCUCUAUACUACCGAGCACCACCCCUUCUGGGGGCGCCGCACCCCAAAGCCCCCAACAGCUUGCCAUGCAACAUAAAAACAAACAACAACAACAGUUACAACAACCACCAUCUCCUCACCACGUCCUACAACAACACCUACAACAACAACAACAACAACAACAACUCCAGCAACAGCAUUCCCCGCCCAUGAACAUGUUGAUGGUUUCCAUGGCUGAGGUGCUGAGCGGCAGCGGUGGUGACGUCAGUCUGCAGUCCUGCAGCUCCAACGCCUCCCCUGGUCUGCUGCAGUCUGCUGCCUACCCUGCCGCCCCCACUGGUCAGUCUGCACACCUGUACAUGACCAGUCAGUCUGCACACCUGUACAUGACCAGCAUGGAUAUUCUGGACCCCAACCCCCAGCAGCAGGGCUCCAUCCUCCCCCAGAACCCCGCUGGGUUCCUGGACACUUCCCUGCUCCCCCACCAACAGCUGCACAACCCCAUGGGGCUACCUCAACCCCACAAGGAUGUUCUGGGGCUGCAAGAACAAAACAGCGCGGGGAUUUGUUCCCCCACAGCCAUGGGGAUGAACAUUAUGAUGAACUCCCCCACCCACAUGGGGUUCGGUGGGGGUGAUAACACCUCCACCUUAACCACCAACAACUUGUGCUUAAUAAACAACAAUAAUAACAAUGCUAACAAUGUACAAACUAAUAACAAUAAUCACAUAGAUACUCCACAUCUCCUCCUCCAACAACAACAACAACAUGUGUUAUUACCAUCAAGUGAAUUAUCAAACCACGCAACCACCACAACCUUAACAACCAGUUUGCCUGGUCACGCUCU
Hyalella azteca is the source of this 1589-nucleotide messenger RNA. RefSeq names its product homeobox protein 5. Gene Ontology annotation, molecular function: DNA-binding transcription factor activity, RNA polymerase II-specific; I-SMAD binding; RNA polymerase II cis-regulatory region sequence-specific DNA binding. Gene Ontology annotation, biological process: regulation of transcription by RNA polymerase II; SMAD protein signal transduction; transforming growth factor beta receptor signaling pathway. NCBI's taxonomy places the organism in Eukaryota, Metazoa, Arthropoda, Malacostraca, Amphipoda, Hyalellidae. The record is from RefSeq and is a predicted model, not a curated record. Gene Ontology annotation, cellular component: heteromeric SMAD protein complex.